Molecule: messenger RNA, 3487 nt
Organism: Gadus morhua (Atlantic cod)
Lineage: Eukaryota; Metazoa; Chordata; Actinopteri; Gadiformes; Gadidae
Product: G-protein coupled receptor 20
Exons: 6
Coding region: 204-1433 (409 amino acids)
Biological process (GO): phospholipase C-activating G protein-coupled receptor signaling pathway; positive regulation of Rho protein signal transduction
Cellular component (GO): plasma membrane
Molecular function (GO): G protein-coupled receptor activity
Source: RefSeq, a predicted model, not a curated record
AAGAUCAUUGACUGCCUGACAUCGUUCGCUUCUCUUCCUCCCCGUCCCUCAUUUUUCCUCCUCAAAGUAGCCACCGAGCCAGGGAAUCAGAGCAGAGCCAAGAUGGAGAAGACGGAGAGAGAGAAAGACUGAAGAUGUCCUAAUAAUAGAAAAACAUUUGAUUUGUCGCAACUGCAUCACAAGAACCCUAAGCCAAUAAUCCAAUGGAGAACAUUCUCGGGGAUGUCAGCAGCAGCACCACCGUGAAGCUGCCGCCGAGCCCGACGCCAGGACCGACCAACUGCAGUGCGUGGGACCAACAGUGGGGGGCGCCAUAUCUGCACAGGCUGGCGCACCUCGAUGCUCAGCUCUAUCAGGAUUACUAUGCAGUGUGGCUCUCACUUCUGGUGUCCAACUGCCUGAUGCUGGUGAUCGGCGUGGUCCUCAACAGCCUGGCCCUCUACGUGUUCUGCGGCGCGUCCACCCAGUCCUCCGCGCCAGUGGUUUACACGAUAAACCUCGCGAUAGCCGACCUGCUGGUGGCGCUGUCGCUCUCCGCGCGCAUCGCGCUCUACCACAGCGGCGGGAGCUGCCUGGCCUGCUCCUACGUGCAUAACUUCAGCUACUUCGUCAACAUGUACUGCAGCAUCCUCUUCUUGACCAGCAUCUGCAUCGACCGCUACCUGGCAGUGGUGCACGCCUCGGGCACGCUGCACCGGUGGAGGACGGCGGGAGCCGCCCGCUGCCUCAGUGCUCUAGUGUGGUUCAUCGCUGUGGUGGUCACCUACUCCUUCCAGACCGCGGCGCUAGAGUUCGGCAACUCCUGCGUGCUGCUCCCCACCCUCUUCUACCUGACGGUGCUGGAGUUCCUGCUGCCCCUGCUGGCCGUGGUGGGCUUCACCCUGCGCGUGGCCUGCUUCCUCAGCUCCGCCCCCUCCGGCCGGGGCCACGCCCCCAUGCCCCGCCAGAGCCUGGAGCGGCGGGCGCGCGCCGUGCGGCUCCUGGCCACCGUGCUGGUGGUGUUCACCGUGUGCUUCACGCCCUUCCACGUGCGGCAGGCCCUGGUCUACUUCCGGGUGAGAGGCGGGGGAGGGGGGGGAGCUAGAGGAGGAGGAGGAGGAGGAGGAGAGGGGGAGGAGGGGCCAGGGAAGGAGGCGGGGCAGGUGCUGGCCUAUCACGUGACGGUGACGCUGAGCAGCCUCAACAGCUGCCUGGACCCCGUGGUGUACUGCUUCGUGACGGACAGCUUUAAGAGGCUGUGGCGCCGCAGGAUGAGGAGGAGGAGGGGCAGGGGGGGGAGGAGGAGGAGGGGAGGAGGAGGAGAGAUGCCGUCGGUGAAGAAGUGUUCAGGGACAGCCAUGGCGCUGGCUCAGAGUGUGGCCACGCUCACGCUGGCCUCCGUGCCCGGACCCUCCCCUGCCUCUUCCAACCUCGCUCGGGAGCACUCCGCCUAGAGGACCUCCAGGUAGACCUCAUUCCCAAGGCGGAGGAGCUGGUGCCAUGCUCAGCAGAGACAUAGCGAUAAAGGGAUGACAUAGCAGAAGAGUUGCUACGGAAGAGGAUGAUGAGGUCAGAUAACGGAGCCUGCAUCUUGUAUUAAUGGCUGAAGUCUAUCCUUUGGGUAUUUAAGGGCCUUUUAGUGCAGGCAGUGGCGUGCACAGGUAGACCCAAGGUGGUGCUAUAGCACCUGCCCUUUGCCCCCUGACCCUAUCAAGUGCCCUUUUGAAAAAAAUAAAAUAAUCUGAAUUUUUUUUUUUUUUUUUAAACAGUGUAUGUGGCCCAUGCCGACAUUAUCAUCUAUAAAGGCCCGACAAUUAAAAACGUGUGAUAAUAAUGGCCCAAUAUAUAUGCCCCCCCCCCCCCCCCCCCCCCUCCUCCUCGCACACAACUCUCUUCCUUUGUCAACGUGAACUCGCAGAGCGGACACAAACGGAGGCGCGUUGCAGCUGUAGUUCACAGCUGCUGCCCACACACACCUACUCCCCUGCCCUGCCCAACCGGCGAUGUAACACAUAAAUGAAUUGAGUCUAGAGUGUAUUGUUUGCCCCCUAAGCCUCCUUUCUGGAUACUGUGACUGAGGAGCUGAAGUCCCACUGCUAGAAUCAUUCAGUCCUUCUACCCUUCACGGUACAUGCCAACUGGGUAAGCAUGCCAAACGCAGAAGCCAAGGAAGCCGUCCACAUCCUGAUUUCUAUGGAGAAGACGAGGACCAGCUGAAGACAGAACUAAAGGUGUUCCACUCCAGCUUUCCUGCAAAAGACCUCAAAGAAAUCUUUGCCAUACUGAGGGAAAACAGUGGCCGGCUCAUCUUUCCUGCCUUUGUGAAGAUGAUAAAAAUCGAUGAAACAUUGCCAGUGACAACUGCUUCUGUGGAGAGAUAAUUUUCAAAGCUGAAAAUUAUCAAAACUAAACUAAGAAGUCUGUGUGGAGAAGAACGGCUCUCUGACCUUCUCCUGCUUGCUAUAGAAAAAUAUAUCAAGAUCAAUCAUAGUGAGGUCAUCAACAUCAAGACAUGGCACUGAGGAGGAUGCUGCUUUAGAAAAGUGGUAAUGAUCACUCUUCACUUCGAAAUGACACUUUAAUGUGCCCUUAUUUUUCCCUGAGCACCUGCCCCCCAGAAUGUCUGUGCACGCCACUGAGUGCAGGUGUGAUUUUGGUUGAUUUCUCAACAAGCUGACAUAGUCCAUCAGUAAGAACUAGAUAAAGUAGAAUUUCAAAGAUAGAGAAGUAAACCAACUCAGUCCCCUUCGAUUAUUCUAAAAUUGUUCUAUCGAUAUUUCCAAAUAUGUUUAGAGAACGGCUCUGGGACAUUCUGAGUCUAUGAUGGCCCGUGUGAUCGUAAGAGUGAAACAGAGACUGAGGCAAACGUGCUGAAGGCGGGGGUUGUGUAGGGGAAGGACAGCGUGCAACGGAGCUGCCCUCUCAAAGCGAACGCAUUUAAGAGGCUGGAGACGGAGCCUGCCCUCAACAGAAUAAACUGUUGUAGUCGUAACUCUCCCCAGAGCUUAUUGUAAAAACCACUCUCCGCGCCUCGUGUUUACCUGUUCGUCUCAUCGUGUCUGGACGGAGACGCGAUGUUUGCCGUUUCUAUAGCGAUCCUCGUAUCCCAGGAGUAUUCCAGGAAAUCCUGCGGACGCUGAUAACAUUGUUUACGUGAUGGAAGUUACUAAGUGAGGUUUCGUUCAUUGUUUCCUCUUUUGAAUCACAUGGAAGUUGUUCACGACGUGGCACAUUAUGAAACAAAGUUUGACUGACAGACGCUAAGAGGUCAAACGCAGUCGACGCGUCUGGGAUAGUAGGCCCUACAUUGAGAUUGUGGAAGCCAUUGCCCUAUACUCUUUCCCUUUCACUACGUAUAAGUGGACCAAUACAAGUGUAUUCAUGACUUAAAACUUUAGUUAUUGUAAUUUUUUCAUAUUUUAUAUCACAUAAUGUACUCAAAAACCAAAGAAAUUACUUCAGAAUUUGUAAUUGUCAGUCUCUAAAAUAAAGUUUCUUUUAUUUUGUA